Molecule: messenger RNA, 1314 nt
Organism: Seminavis robusta
Lineage: Eukaryota; Bacillariophyta; Bacillariophyceae; Naviculales; Naviculaceae
Source: the annotation of a GenBank genome assembly
AUGGAUAGCAAUUGUACUGAAACCCCCAAGAACCCAUUGCCACCAACCGAACCAGUUCUAAGCCAAGAACAAAUAGACACAUUCCUCAGAGAUGGAGUUUUGGUAGUGCAAGAUUUCCUGCUACCCCAAGAAAUCCAAACAGCCAAGGAAGGAUUAUCUAUUAGUUUACGGCAACUAGCUCAAGUCGAUACUUCCAAGUUGGAAACUACUGGACAUGGUUUGACCCAAUUGAGCUCCACCAAUGGCAGUGGAGGUGUCCUAGAUAUAUUUUACCAAGACUGGCAGUGCCGCAUUGCUACCCAUCCAGCGCUAUUCCAAGCCACCACUCAACUCUGGAAAGCUGCUUAUUGUCAUCAGGGAGAACCCAAACAAAAGAUAGCACAAGAAGAAGCCUAUAAAUGGCAUCCUCAUGGUGCAUUUGACCCUCACAAGGGAUACUGCUACAUGGAUCGAGUCGGAUUCCGAUUGCCGACAGAAUUGGCCACCAAACUGGGACAGGAUCUUGCAUCCACCACCAAAGAAACUGAAACACAAACUACCAGUACUGCAACUGCAACUACUGCCAAGAACAAGAAACGAAACAAAUCCGUAGCCAUUCAAAGGUCCCUGACACCUCAUCUCGACUGUUGUCCGGAUACCUUUGAGUCUACUCACAAUAAAUCCAAGUGGAGACCUAUCCAAUGCUUCCUCUCUCUCACUGACACACUCCAACCCAAUCACGGAGGAUUCGAAGCGGCCAAGGGAUUUCAUCGUGACUUUGAACAAUGGGCCAAGGAUCGACCACCCACAGAAUACACCGUGCAACAAAAACAGCAAAUCAAGGGAAAACGGGUCGUCUCCAAACAACACGUUAGUAUCCCAGCACCAUGCAUUGGUGAAUACACCCAUAUGCGACCCAAAGAAGAUACCACCGUGAUGCAACGAGUCCAACAUGUCCCCCAUGUCCAGGCGGGCAGCGUCGUCUUUUUCGACAACCGAAUCCCUCAUGCCAAUGCCUAUCGACACGACGGUACACUACCCAGAAUCGUACUCUAUUGCAGUUUCUUGCCCGAUGUACCACUCAACCGCAUCUACGCACAAGAACAGUUGCAAAAGUUUCGACGCAAUAUUCCACCCAAUGAUCAAUGGAUUCAGAGUCAGAGUCAGAGCCAGAGCAAUGAGGAUCAGCAGCAACUACAAGACAACGUCCAAGACGGUGAUGUUGCUAGGAACGAUGACAACCAUCGUGACCAAGAGAGCCUGCCGUCAUGGUUGACAGACUCACCCUUGGCCAGAAAACUCAUGGCCAUCGAACCAUGGGGCGAGGGCGACUAG